CCAUAAUUUAAGGCGCAAGGCCCACCCCGUCCGUGCUAUCAUAUCCACUUCAAACACCCCCUGUCCCGCUCUCGACGCGCGCGCUUUCCAAAUAACUCUCCCCUCCAAGGCUCAGCUGCGUUUCGCAUACUCCUUUUUCCUUACUUCUCCCACCCUACCCUCCAGUUGCCACAGCCCUCUCGUAUCUCGCUCUUCGCAGCAACACCUCCAGCCGAUCAGUCGAAACACUCGUAUCCAAACCACCAACAAUGUCAUCGGACUCCGAACAAGAAUGGAAGCCCAGCGGUCGCCCUCAGUCGACCAUGGCACAAGCCUUUUCGACCGCGCUGGAUAGCGCCUUCUCCCUGGACACCGAUGUCAACCAUCUCUCCCAGACAAUCGACCAAAAGAAGCUGCAAAUGAUGAUCCAGACCCGCGAGCUCGAACAACUGCAAGCCAAGAUCCGCGAAGCCGAAGAACGCCUCAAAGCUCGACAGUCCAUGAUUAUGGAAACCAGAAACCCUGCAGCGCAAAGAGACGGUCGGUUUUACGGAGGCUCAGGAAACACAUCAGCAUCGUCGUCACCCACAGAAUCAGCACAGUACUCGAGUGGUGAUGAACAGCCGCGACACAGCCAGGGCCGCAGUUCAUGACGGGCGACUGGAUGAGCCAGCAUUGGUACAUUAGCAUCAUAUAAUUUGGAUUAUGGUUUCAAGGACAGGAGAACUUGGUGGGGUUUGACUUCACUGCUACAAUAUUUUAUAUAUCCUUAUCGGGCGAGCAUGUUUGGGAGAAAUUGGGUUUUUCAUGUUGCU
This is a messenger RNA of Aspergillus saccharolyticus JOP 1030-1, 794 nucleotides long. RefSeq lists its product as uncharacterized. The record is from RefSeq and is a predicted model, not a curated record. Bases 249 to 632 code for a protein of 127 amino acids. The transcript has 4 exons. NCBI's taxonomy places the organism in Eukaryota, Fungi, Ascomycota, Eurotiomycetes, Eurotiales, Aspergillaceae.